Molecule: messenger RNA, 942 nt
Organism: Porites evermanni
Lineage: Eukaryota; Metazoa; Cnidaria; Anthozoa; Scleractinia; Poritidae
Source: the annotation of a GenBank genome assembly
AUGGAAACGGGUAAGACGGCAGUGACCACAUUAACUGCAAUGUACGGCGUGGCGAUGCUUUCUGCCGUAGUAGGAAACUGUCUCCUGAUCUACAUCGUGUGGAGAAAACCCGAAGUACGAUCACUAACUAGCUCCAUGUUCGUCAACAUGGCCGUAGCUGAUUUAUUAGUGGCGUUUUUCAUGAUGCCUUUUUCCAUUGUUCAUCUUCACACAAACAGUCAGUGGAAGAUAUCUGGAUUGCCUGCUGACUUAACUUGCAGGAGCUUCAUACUGAUUUCUUACACCACUUCAAUGGCUUCUAUCCUCUGUCUAGUAUUCAUGGCGAUCGAUAGAUUCUACGCAGUUUUCUAUCCCCUGAUGGCUCGUGAUGUCUGGUUUAGAAAGGCCAAAAUUGUUUCACCUAUGAUUUGGAUCUCUUCUACUGCUUCCAUGGCUAUUAUGCCUUUCAUCUACAAGUUAAAUUAUGAAUUCUCUUUCUGCGAGUUUCACCCAAACGUUUUAGGAAACCAGACCCAAACUUUUCGUAUCGUUUUCCUGUACAUUUUUGUUGUCACCUAUCUAAUUCCACUGGGAGUUAUUUCACCACUGUACAUCAAAAUUGCCCGUAAAAUAUGGUCCAACUAUGUACCUGGCAAUUCGUCGAUUGUAGAGCAUCAGCGCCGCAAGAGAGAAGACAGCAAAAUGAAACUAAUCCGAAUGCUUAUAAUCAUCGUUGUGGUAUUUGCUCUUUCCUGGCUUCCCGCGCAAGUAAUACACCUAAUCUGGGCAAUAAAGACAUUUUAUUUCCAGCCUCCAUUAAUUGCCAUGUAUCUGGGACUUUGGUUGGCCCAUGCAAACAGCGCUAUCAACCCGUGGCUGUAUAUAUCCUUAAGUAGCAGAAUCAGAUUGGCAUUUACCCGGAUGUUACGAGUCCAAAACUCCCACGAGGUAUAUGUACCAAGG